AUGGCACUUUCGAAUUUGGAGGCUUUCCUAGAGAUCGAAAGCUCCCCACAUGUCUCUACUCCACCACCCGCAGUACAGAAGAGCAAUCAAGGCAUUGCACAGCAUCCGUCAGAAUACGAACUCAGCGAAAUCUCGCCGCAAAAGUCAUCUCAGUUGCCUUCCGGUACGGUGGCACAACCGCCUACGGGUUCAUCACCGCCCACGCCUAGCGUACUGGAGAACCACUCACCAGAGGCCAGUGAAGACGAUGCCGCAGAAUGGGCUCCAGACCGCACGUCGGCCUCAUGGAAAACCAAAUGGCGGCUAUUGAGCUGCUGCCUGAUGAAUUUCGGUAGUGGCAUGAACGAUAGUGCCCCCGGUGCCUUGAUCCCAUACAUCGAGAAGCAUUAUAGCAUUGGGUAUGCGGUGGUCUCGCUUAUCUUCGUCGCCAAUGCCUUGGGAUUCAUUUCUGCGGCACCUGUCACUCAUACUAUUGAGAACAAGUUUGGUCGCUCGAAGAGCUAUGCCUUCGCCAUGUCUGUUUUGGCUAUCAGCUAUAUCGUGAUCAUCUGCCAGCCCCCGUUCCCUGUUGUCGUGGUCUGCUUCUUCCCACUCGGCUUUGGCAUUGCGCUUAGCCUGGCUCUUAGCAACUUCUAUUGUGCCAACUUGGCCAAUUCCACCACGGCCCUGAGCUGUUUCCAUGGCAGCUAUGGUCUAGGUGGCACAGUGGCCCCGUUGUUUGCAACCGCCAUGGUUUCACAUGGGAUCCGUUGGUCGUUCUUUUACGCAGUCUCGUUGGCAUUUUCUCUCAUUAACCUGGGUUACACCACGUGGGCAUUCUUCAACUAUGAGAAUGAAACGCCGGUAGAGCCGCAAAGAGCGCUGCAGCCUACUGCUUCCCGUCCCGAGGGUGCUGGUGAAACCCGAACCCGAGCGCAGCUCUUUAAGAAAGCCAUCCGGAACCGCACCACGCUCCUUGGUGCCUUGUUCAUCUUCGCCUACCAGGGUGCAGAGGUCUCCGUAUCUGGCUGGAUCGUUUCUUUCCUAAUCAGUUAUCGACAUGGGGACCCUUCCCGGGUCGGAUACGUCAGUGCAGGUUUCUGGGCUGGCAUCACCGUCGGCCGAUUCCUGUUGACACACCCCGCAGCCAAGGUAGGACAUAGGAUCGCCGUGGUUGCAAUGAUAGCGGGUGCCGUCGCUUUCCAGUUGUUGACCUGGUUAGUUCCAAAUGUCAUUGGAGAAGCAGUGUCAGUGGCCAUCUUGGGUCUUUUGUUGGGUCCGGUUUACCCAUCUGCCACAGCCGUCUUCACCAAAUUGCUGCCACGCAGCAUGCAUAUUUCCAGUCUGAGUUUCAUCAGUGCCCUUGGGAGCAGUGGAGGUGCGUUCUCGCCUUUUGUGACUGGUAUUUUGGCACAGAACGUGGGAACAAUGGUGCUGCAUCCAAUCUGUAUUGGGUUGUAUGGAGUGAUGGCGACUAGUUGGUUAUUGCUGCCGAAGAUCUCGAAGAGAUCGGAAUAA
Messenger RNA from Penicillium atrosanguineum, 1497 nucleotides. RefSeq names its product putative MFS efflux transporter. Gene Ontology annotation, cellular component: membrane. Gene Ontology annotation, biological process: transmembrane transport. The transcript has a single exon. Gene Ontology annotation, molecular function: transmembrane transporter activity. The coding region runs from base 1 to 1497 and encodes 498 amino acids. The record is from RefSeq and is a predicted model, not a curated record. NCBI's taxonomy places the organism in Eukaryota, Fungi, Ascomycota, Eurotiomycetes, Eurotiales, Aspergillaceae.